AGGCGACUUCCGUUUCCGGGUCCCGACUUCCGGGAGGAGCCCGGUCCAGAGGCGGAGCCGCCGUCCGCCGCGACUUUCGGACUUGCAGCAUGGCUGCGCGCUGGUGGCGGUGGCGGCGCGGCUGCUCCUGGAGGCCGGCGGCGCGGAGCCCGGGACCCGGUUCCCCAGGCUGUGCGGGGCCGCCCGGGCCGCGCGCCGCUGCGGACGCUCGCGCUCAGAUGUCCUAUUUUAAUCUUGUGAAGAGCAUAACAUUUGCCUUUCGAAAUAUAUAUGGUCUAUCACGAUUUCAUCACACAACCCCAGGAGUGUGCUGUUGUAGUAAAAUACAAAGUGGUGAGAAAUAUACUGAUCCUUUUAAACUUGGUUGGAGAGACUUGAAAGGUCUAUAUGAAGACAUUAAAAAGGAAUUGUUCAUAUCUACAACAGAACUGAAGGAAAUGUCUGAGUACUACUUUGAUGGAAAAGGCAAAGCCUUACGACCAGUUAUUGUGGUGCUAAUGGCCCGAGCCUGUAACGUUCAUCACAGUAACUCCCGAGAUGUGAAAGCCAGCCAGCGCUCCAUAGCCUUAAUUGCAGAAAUGAUCCACACUGCUACGCUGGUUCAUGAUGAUGUCAUUGAUGAUGCACGUUCUCGAAGAGGAAAACACACAGUUAAUAAGAUCUGGGGUGAAAAGAAGGCUGUUCUCGCUGGAGAUUUAAUUCUUUCUGCAGCAUCUAUAGCUCUGGCACGAAUUGGAAACACUACUAUUAUAUCUAUUUUAACCCAAGUUAUUGAAGAUUUGGUGCGUGGCGAGUUUCUUCAGCUAGGAUCCAAAGAAGAUGAGAAUGAACGCUUCGCCCACUAUCUUGAAAAGACCUUCAAGAAGACUGCAAGUCUGAUCGCCAACAGUUGUAAAGCAGUCUCUGUCUUAGGAUGCCCAGACCCAGUGGUGCAUGAGAUUGCUUAUCAAUAUGGAAGAAAUGUGGGAAUGGCUUUUCAGCUCAUAGAUGAUGUGCUGGACUUCACCGCAUCUUCCAAACAGAUGGGCAAACCAACAUCCACCGACCUGAAGCUUGGCCUAGCCACUGGCCCUGUUUUGUUUGCUUGCCGGCAGUUCCCAGAAAUGAAUGCUAUGAUAAUGAGACGGUUCAGCUUGCCAGGAGACGUGGACAGAGCUCGACAAUGCGUACUACAGAGUGAUGGUGUGCAGCAAACAACCUACCUCGCCCAGCAGUACUGUCACGAAGCAAUACGGGAAAUCAGUAAGCUCCGGCCGUCCCCAGAGAGAGACGCCCUCAUUCAGCUUUCAGAAAUUGUACUCACAAGAGAAAAAUGAUGACUGUUUCUGUUCUUUCUGGCAGCUAUUUUACCAGACUGUGCCUAAAAAAAAAAAAAUCUAUGGAAUACAUUUUGUUUGCUUCAUGUGCAGAUAACCAAAAAUCAUUUCAACCUCACUGUUGGGCAGUUUUUUCUUAUUGGCAGUUUUUCAGAAAACUUUUUAAAUGUAAUUAAACCACCUGAAUCUGUCACUGUAGUCCUAUAAAGUCUAAUCGAGGUAUCUUGAUGAUUAUAUGUGGUAUUGUUUACAGGGUUAAUAGCCACAUGUAAAGCCAUUGCACCAAUAAAUAAUCAAUGUUCAGAUUCAUUUGGCUUGUUUUCUCUUGUUUCAACAUGAGAGUCAGGUCAGAAAAAUUGUGAAGUCUACACCAGAAAUUGACAUUACUUAUACUUUAACAAUAUGCAACAUUUAACAUAAGAGAAUGGUUUAUUAUAAAAAGAUUAUACAUAAAAUUUGGACAACAUAUUAUAUACAAAUUAAGAAAACAUUCAACUUGAAAAAGGGAAGUAGAAGGUAGCUAGCUGAUCACUAAUGAUACUUUAAAAUUAAAGGUAAAAUGCGUAUGAAACAGUCACAUUGAUUUGAUAGCAAUAAUGGUCUUUAAUUUUCAGAAAUGUUUUGCACUAGUCUCACCAUUCACAAUGCUGUUAAAUUUGUAACACCCACUACAUAACUGAAAUUUGAAAUCCAAAUAAAUUCUCAAUACACAGAACCCCACACUGGAGUGCUCUACUUUAGUAUCCUAAGCAAUAAAGAAUUACACAUAAGAUAAAAAGAGAAAAAAAUCCGGCUAAUCCUCCCUUAAAAGGAGACACACAAAGUGCAUGUGUUGCGUUUCAAUGAUGUCAAAAGACAGAUCUGUUGGUUAAGCAUAUUGAUGUUCACUGACCUUUCCCAAUUAUCUUAAAAUCUUACAUUGCUAGUGCCAGGCAAUAGAUUAAAUAAUGCCUAUUCACAAAUUAAUUGCAUCCACUUUUACGAUAUGUAAAAAAAUGCUUAUGAGUUUUUAUUGAGCCAGUGUACAACAGUCUACUGUAAAACUGAAGGACUACCAUAGCAUUCCUUAAUAAUUUUACCUAGAGAAUGAUGUGCAUACUUUGAAACAUUUACUUAGCUUCAAAAGUUACUUUAAAAAAGGAAUUCAGUAGAUUGACUUGUAAAUAAUCUCAGAUUUCAAAUC
Molecule: messenger RNA, 2499 nt
Organism: Octodon degus (degu)
Lineage: Eukaryota; Metazoa; Chordata; Mammalia; Rodentia; Octodontidae
Gene: Pdss1
Product: decaprenyl diphosphate synthase subunit 1
Exons: 11
Coding region: 90-1316 (408 amino acids)
Biological process (GO): ubiquinone biosynthetic process; isoprenoid biosynthetic process
Cellular component (GO): mitochondrion; transferase complex
Molecular function (GO): prenyltransferase activity
Source: RefSeq, a predicted model, not a curated record